Molecule: messenger RNA, 1867 nt
Organism: Lotus japonicus
Lineage: Eukaryota; Viridiplantae; Streptophyta; Magnoliopsida; Fabales; Fabaceae
Product: glucose-6-phosphate/phosphate translocator 1, chloroplastic-like
Exons: 6
Coding region: 391-1587 (398 amino acids)
Biological process (GO): transmembrane transport
Cellular component (GO): Golgi apparatus; membrane
Molecular function (GO): antiporter activity; triose-phosphate transmembrane transporter activity; phosphoglycerate transmembrane transporter activity
Source: RefSeq, a predicted model, not a curated record
GGAAGUAGGAACACUCCCCUUUACCUUCACGCCUCCUCUACCAAACCCCACAACCCCUCCCCAACUCAGAUUGCAAAUAUUAAUAUUACCUACAAAACCAACACCACCAUUUCACCUUAAACAAAGCAUUGUUUGUUUAUACUAGAUUCCAAGUGUUUUGGUUUCACAUAUAUACACCUUUCAAGGUCUCAGGGGGCAUGAUCAGCAGCCAACACACUGAUUCACACACCAACACUGCGUUCAGCUCCAGGAAAAUUCAGAUCACCACCCUGACACAAAAGGGUUGUCUCUGAUUUUCUGUUUGUUCACUUUUUCAGUUUUUUUCACCUACCCACAAAGGUUUUGGUUGAAAAGAUUGGAUUUUUGACCUACCCUUUAUCUCAAACGACAAUGAUUUCAUCGUUGAGACAACCUAGUAUAGGGAUCACUGGUUCUGAUGUUGUUUUGAGGAGAACACAUGCAACAACCUUGCAGACACGGUCGUUUUUACCUUCUCUGUCAAGAGGAAGUGCUCUGAGAUCAUCAUCCAUGGUUUCAGUGCAUAAGCCACUGCACCUUGCAUCUGUUGGUGUUGGAGGAAGCUUUGGGAUGAAGAAUUUCGAGAAUCUGGGAAGGGGUGAUGAUUUGGUGAAGUGUGGAGCGUAUGAGGCUGAUAAAUCAGAGAUUGAAGGUGCAGCAACACCAUCUGAGGCUGCUAAGAAGGUGAAAAUUGGGAUAUAUUUUGCUACCUGGUGGGCUUUGAAUGUGGUGUUCAAUAUUUAUAACAAGAAGGUUUUGAAUGCCUACCCUUACCCUUGGCUCACUUCAACUUUGUCACUGGCUUGUGGGUCUCUCAUGAUGUUGAUCUCUUGGGCCACCAGGAUUGCAGAGGCACCUAAGACUGAUCUUGAUUUUUGGAAGUCUCUAUUCCCUGUUGCUGUUGCACAUACAAUUGGACAUGUUGCGGCGACGGUUAGUAUGUCGAAAGUUGCAGUAUCAUUUACCCAUAUCAUCAAGAGUGGUGAGCCUGCUUUUAGUGUUCUGGUUUCAAGGUUUAUUUUGGGUGAGAGCUUCCCUGCGCAAGUCUAUCUAUCUUUACUUCCAAUCAUUGGUGGAUGUGCACUUGCUGCUGUGACUGAGCUCAAUUUCAAUAUGGUUGGUUUUAUGGGGGCUAUGAUAUCAAAUUUGGCAUUUGUAUUCCGGAACAUCUUUUCUAAAAAGGGGAUGAAGGGAAAGUCCGUCAGCGGAAUGAAUUACUAUGCUUGUUUGUCUAUUUUGUCCCUUGCGAUUCUCACACCCUUCGCAAUUGCUGUUGAAGGACCACAGAUGUGGGCCGCUGGAUGGCAAACGGCCGUCUCUCAAGUUGGACCCCAGCUAGUAUGGUGGGUAGCAGCUCAGAGUGUAUUCUAUCAUCUAUACAAUCAGGUGUCAUACAUGUCUCUGGAUGAGAUCUCUCCCUUGACAUUUAGCAUCGGAAACACCAUGAAACGUAUAUCCGUCAUAGUGUCUUCAAUUAUCAUCUUCCAAACACCAGUUCAGCCCGUCAAUGCUCUUGGAGCUGCUAUUGCUGUCUUCGGAACCUUCUUAUAUUCACAGGCGAAACAAUAGAGUUGGGAUUUGUUGUGCUCAACCAUGGACAAGGAAGUGGAUUUUGAAAUGUGACUGCUGGAUUUUUGUAAGACUAGGAUGAUCCGGCUGUGAGGGCAUCUGUAGAUAAUAAUAAGAAUAAUGCUUCUGAGGAACAUUAUCAUAAGACAUGCUUAGUUAGAUUCUUUGAAAUGUCAAUGAGUUGAAAUAAUGCUUUUGUUUAUUUAGUCUGAGAAUAUAAUUUCUCAAAACAUUGUUUACUAUAAGGAGUUUUAAAAUAUGAUUCGAAUGAUCUAUUUAA